Messenger RNA from Eptesicus fuscus (big brown bat), 10333 nucleotides. RefSeq names its product proline rich coiled-coil 2C (gene PRRC2C). The coding region runs from base 114 to 8678 and encodes 2854 amino acids. NCBI's taxonomy places the organism in Eukaryota, Metazoa, Chordata, Mammalia, Chiroptera, Vespertilionidae. The record is from RefSeq and is a predicted model, not a curated record. Gene Ontology annotation, biological process: cell differentiation. The transcript has 35 exons.
GUCAGAGCUCGCGGGGACCCUCGAAGUGCACACACACACUCGGCUCGACACCCUGGCCGACUGGUUUUAAGGGGUGUGGCAGGAGGUUUUGGACUCGAUGAGUUUCCACCGAAAUGUCGGAGAAGUCAGGCCAGAGUACAAAAGCAAAGGAUGGGAAAAAGUAUGCAACACUCAGUUUAUUUAAUACUUACAAGGGUAAAUCAUUAGAAACUCAGAAAACCACAGUUGCAGCUCGACAUGGAUUACAGAGUCUUGGAAAAGUUGGUAUUUCACGGCGCAUGCCUCCACCCGCUAACCUCCCAAGUCUCAAAGCAGAAAACAAAGGCAAUGAUCCUAAUGUGAACAUUGUACCUAAAGAUGGCACAGGAUGGGCAUCAAAACAAGAGCAGCAUGAAGAAGAAAAAGCACCAGAAGUUCCACCAGCACAGCCAAAACCUGGGGUUGCAGCUCCCCCAGAAGUAGCACCUGCUCCAAAAUCAUGGGCCAGUAACAAGCAAGGUGGGCAAGGAGAUGGAAUCCAGGUGAAUAGUCAUUUUCAGCAAGAAUUUCCCAGCUUGCAGGCAGCUGGGGAUCAGGAAAAAAAAGAAAAAGAACCAAAUGAUGACAACUAUGGACCUGGACCCAGUUUACGCCCACCAAAUGUUGCUUGUUGGAGAGACGGUGGUAAGUCUGCUGGCUCACCCUCAACAUCUGACCAAGAUGAAAAGCUUCCUGGCCAGGAUGAAAGCACAGCUGGAUCAUCAGAGCAAAAUGACAUCCUCAAAGUGGUAGAAAAGAGGAUAGCUUGUGGUCCUCCACAGGCUAAACUGAAUGGACAGCAGCCUGCCCUGGCUUCCCAGUACCGAGCUAUGAUGCCUCCUUACAUGUUUCAGCAGUAUCCGAGGAUGGCAUAUCCUCCUCUUCAUGGCCCCAUGAGGUUUCCACCUUCUUUAUCUGAAACAAACAAAGGCCUUCGAGGAAGAGGCCCACCUCCUUCAUGGGCCUCUGAGCCUGAACGCCCCUCCAUCCUUAGUGCAUCAGAACUGAAGGAACUUGAUAAAUUUGAUAAUUUAGAUGCUGAAGCAGAUGAAGGUUGGGCAGGUGCCCAGAUGGAAGUAGAUUAUACAGAACAGCUGAAUUUCAGUGAUGAUGAUGAGCAAGGAAGUAAUAGUCCUAAAGAAAACAACAGUGAGGAUCAAGGUUCCAAAGCCUCUGAAAACACUGAGACUCGAAAAGAAGCAGAUGAGGUGUGCAACACUAAGUCAUCAUCUCAGCUGCCUGCCCAGCCAUCAGUAGCAAAAGGUCCUUAUGGGAAAGGACCGCCAUUUAAUCAGGAACGUGGACCAUCUUCUCACCUGCCACCACCCCCAAAGAUGCUUGCACAGCAGCAUCCUCCUCCAGACCGACAGGCAGUACCUGGAAGACCAGGCCCUUUCCCCCCGAAGCAGCAAGUACCAGAUGAAGAUGAAAUAUGGAAGCAAAGAAGAAGGCAGCAGUCAGAACUCUCUGCGGCGGUGGAACGCGCUCGUAAACGGCGUGAAGAGGAAGAGCGGAGGAUGGAAGAACAGAGGAAGGCAGCUUGUGCCGAGAAACUGAAACGAUUAAAUGAGAAGCUGGGCAUCGUGGACAAGCAGCCAUCUCCAGAGGAAAUUAGAGAAAGGGAGCGAGAAAAAGAACGGGAGCGGGAGAAAGAACUUGAAAAAGAACAAGAACGGGAGAAGGAGAGGGAAAGAGAAAGGCAACAGGAGAAGGAGAGAGAACUGGAGAGAGAGCAGGAAAAACAAAGAGAAAUGGAGAAGGAAAAAAAGCAAGAAAAAGAGAAAGAACUAGAACAGCAGGAAAAGGAAAGAGAACUAGAACUGCAGAAGCCGAAAGAGCAGGAAAAGGAAUGGGAGUUGGAGAAGAAAGAAAGGGAAAAAGUGGAGGAAAAAAUUGAACACAAAGAACCUGCUUUAGAAACUAUGGUAGAAAAACCAGAAAGUGAGAACUGUAAUAAAGAGGAUGACCCGGUUUUCACCAGACAAGACAGCAAUCGCAGUGAGAAAGAGACCACUCAAGUGGCGCAUGAAACAGAACCAGAAUCAGGGUCUCAGCCCCGGCCUGCUGUUCUAUCUGGUUAUUUUAAACAGUUCCAGAAGUCUUUACCACCCCGGUUCCAGCGGCAGCAGGAACAGAUGAAACAGCAGCAGUGGCAGCAGCAGCAGCAACAAGGUGUCCUUCCCCAGGCAGUCCCUUCACAGCCAUCUGGGGCUGCUGUCCCUCCUCCACCACACCGACCUCUGUACCAGCCCAUGCAACCCCACCCUCAGCACUUGGCUUCCAUGGGCUUUGAUCCAAGGUGGCUCAUGAUGCAGUCGUACAUGGAUCCUCGAAUGAUGUCAGGUAGACCUGCUAUGGAUAUUCCUCCCAUUCAUCCUGGAAUGAUUCCUCCUAAGCCUUUGAUGAGAAGAGACCAGAUGGAAGGCUCAGCCAACAGUUCGGAGUCAUUUGAGCAUAUAGCUCGAUCUGCAAGAGAUCAUGCAGUUUCCCUCUCUGAGCCUCGUAUGAUGUGGGGGUCAGAGCCCUAUCCUCAUACGGAGCCACAGCAGGCCACUGCUCCCAAGACAGCAGAAGAACCUGAAGGUGUAAGGUCUGAAGCCGCGCUGGAUCAGGAACCGAUCACCGCUGCUUAUCCUGUAGAACAUAAUCAGUUAGAGGCCCAUCCAAAGGCAGACUUUGUUAGAGAAUCAGGUGAGGCCGAAGUACAGAAGGUUUUAAGCAGGUCUGUGGAAGACGUUAGACCUCCGCACUCUGACACAGUCAGUCAGUCUGCUUGCUUUGAUGUACCUGAUCAAAAGACUAUAUCCACUCCUCAAGAAGAGCGGAUUUCAUUGGGAGAAAAUCAGCCUGCCCGGAAAAGAAGUGUUUCCCAUGGAUCUAACCAUACUCAAAAAUCAGAGGAGCAAAGAAACGAGACAUCUGCAAGCAUUCCUAAAGUAACCAGCAGGGGCAUUGAUUCAAAAGAACCAGCAGAACGGUCAGAGGAAAAACCAAAAAAGGAUGGCUUUCUACGAUCUUCUGAAGGACCAAAACCAGAAAAACUGUAUAAAUCUAAAUCGGAAACUCGUUGGGGCCCGAGGCCAAGCUCCAGCAGGAGAGAAGAAGGUAAUGACAGACCUGUGAGAAGGUCAGGUCCCAUUAAAAAACCUAUUCUUAGAGAUAUGAAAGAGGAACGAGAGCAGAGGAAGGAGAAAGAAGGAGAAAAAGGAGAAAAGGUCACUGAGAAAGUUGUAAAACCGGAAAAAACGGAAAAGAAAGAUCCUCUUCCUCCACCCCCACUACCUGCAGCGCCUAUUCAGCCACAGGCCGUUCCACCACCACCUCAACCAGAACCAGAGAAAUUUCCUUCAACAGAAACUCCAACUUUGGUGCAAAAGCCACCUCCAGACACUGAGAAGCCUUUGGAACCUGUAAGUAGUGCUGAGGUAGAGCCUGCAACUAAAACUGUAAAUCAGACUGUAACAGCACCAACAGUCAAAGAAGAAAAACAACCCGAGAAAGUCGUCAGCAAAGACCUUGUUACAGAGAGGCCUCGAUCAGAUUUAAGGCCAGUAGUUAAAAAAGAAUCAACUCAACCUCCUAGAACCUAUUGGAAAGAAGCAAGAGAUAGAGAUUGGUUUCCAGAUCAAGGAUACAGAGGUCGAGGCCGUGGAGAAUAUUACUCCAGAGGCCGAAGCUAUAGAGGAUCUUACGGAGGGCGGGGCCGUGGUGGCAGAGGGCACACUCGAGAGUAUCCUCAGUACAGGGACACUAAGCCUCGGACAGAGCAUGUGCCCUCAGGACCUCUCAGACAGCGAGAGGAAAGUGAAACUCGUAGUGAGAGCUCCGAUUUUGAAGUUGUUCCCAAAAGAAGACGACAGCGAGGUUCCGAGACUGACACAGACAGUGAAAUUCAUGAAAGUGCAAGUGACAAGGAUAGUUCAAGCAAAGGAAAACUUCCCAAAAGAGAUGAGCGGUCUGAAAACAAAAAACCUAUAAAGCCUCAAUCUUCUUUCAAGCCUGAAAAUCAUGUCCGAGUAGAUAAUAGACCUCUAGACAAACCGUACAUAAGGGAUGAUGAUAAAUCUAAACCAGGUUUCCUGCCUAAAGGAGAGCCCACCAGGCGAGGCAGAGGGGGGACAUUCAGACGUGGUGGGAGGGACCCUGGGGGACGCCCUUCGCGCCCUUCCACCUUACGAAGACCUGCCUAUCGGGAAAAUCAAUGGAACCCAAGGCAGGCAGAAGCUCCUAAACCAGAUGAUGGAGAGCCACCAAGAAGACAUGAGCAGUUUAUUCCUAUACCAGCUGAUAAGCGACCUCCAAAAUUUGAGCGAAAAUUUGAUCCAACUAGAGAGAGGCCCCGAAGGCAGCGUCCUACCCGACCCCCCAGGCAAGAUAAGCCUCCUCGAUUUAGACGGCUCAGAGAGAGGGAGGCGGUCUCAAAAACCAAUGAGGUGGCAGUGCCCACAAAUGGCACAGUGAGUAACGUGGUUCAAGAACCAGUUAGUACUGCUGGGGAUGUUUCUGGGAAUAAGACUCCAGACUUGUCUAAUCAGAACUCUUCAGAUCAGGCAAAUGAAGAAUGGGAAACAGCUUCAGAAAGCAGUGAUUUCAAUGAGCGGCGGGAGAGGGAUGAAAAAAAAAAUGCUGAUUUGAAUGCACAUGCUAUUGUGAAGGCAGGAGAGAAUGUUUCAGCCCCCAAAAGAGAAAUAGCAAAGAGAAGUUUUUCUAGUCAAAGACCUGGUGUGGACCGCCAGAAUCGGCGUGGCAACGGAGGUCCACCCAAAUCCGGGAGGAAUUUCUCAGGUCCUAGGAAUGAAAGGAGAAGUGGCCCACCAUCCAAAAGUGGGAAGCGAGGGCCAUUUGAUGACCAGUCUGCAGGCACAACUGGUGUUGAUCCUGUCAAUGGCAGCUCUGCACACCACCAGGAAGGAACACCUAAUGGAACAGGACAAAAGAACUCCAAAGAUUCUGCAGGGAAAAAAAGAGAAGACCCAAAACCAGGCCCUAAGAAACCCAAAGAGAAAGUAGAUGCACUGUCACAGUUUGACCUCAACAAUUAUGCAAGUGUUGUUAUAAUUGAUGACCAUCCAGAAGUAACGGUAGUUGAAGACCCACAGUCAAAUUUGAAUGAUGAUGGUUUUACUGAAGUGGUAUCCAAAAAACAACAAAAACGUUUACAGGAUGAGGAACGCCGGAAGAAGGAAGAACAGAUCAUACAGGUCUGGAACAAAAAGAAUGCCAGUGAGAAAGGAAGAAGUCAGACUUCUAAGCUUCCUCCAAGAUUUGCCAAAAAACAGGCUACAGGGACCCAGCAAGUCCAGUCUCCAGCUCCAGCCCCAGGUCCAACUUCAACCUUGGCUUCAGGUCCAGUUCCGGCCUCAAUCUCACCCUCAGCUCCAGUUUUAGUCUCACCCUCAGCCACAGCUGUAUCCGCAGCUCCAGUCUUAACUUCAACUGCCACUCCACUCCCAACUCCAGCCUCAGCUCCUACUCCAGCCUCCACCUCAGCUCCAACCUCUUCUUCAGUUCCAGCUCCAACCCCAAUCCUUGCCUCAGCUUCAAACCCAGCCGCUGUCCCCAUUCUUGCCUCAGCCUCAAUUCCCAUUCUUGCUUCAGCCCUACCACCAACUUCAGCAACACCUCCAGCCAGCUCAGCCCCAACGGUACCAGCCAGUUCAGCCCCAACUGCCCCAGCCAGUUCGGCCCCAGUCUCACUCCCAACCCCAGCCCUUGUCACAGUCACAAUCCCAGGCCCCACUGCCCCAGCCCAAACUCAGGGACAGACUCACAAACCAGUCCAGAGUCCCCUGCAGACAACAACACCAUCUUCAAAACAGCCGCCACCUUCAAUUAGACUACCUUCAGCUCAAACACCUAAUGGCACCGAUUAUGUAGCCACAGGAAAAUCCAUCCAGACCUCACAGUCACAUGGCACUCUUACAACUGAAUUAUGGGAUAACAAGGUGGCCCCACCAACUGUGCUGAAUGACAUCUCUAAGAAAUUAGGGCCCAUUAGUCCACCACAGCCACCUUCCGUCAGUGCCUGGAAUAAGCCUCUAACAUCGUUUGGAUCAGCUACUUCAUCAGAGGGAACAAAGAAUGGUCAAGAAAGUGGAGUUGAAAUUGGAAUUGACACAAUUCAGUUUGGUGCUCCAGCUUCAAAUGGGAACGAAAAUGAAAUUGUUCCUGUGCUUUCGGAAAAAACUGACAAAAUUCCUGAACCUAAAGAGCAACGGCAGAAGCAGCCACGGGCAGGCCCCAUCAAAGCCCAGAAGCUUCCAGAUUUGAGUCCAGUAGAAAACAAAGAACAUAAACCUGGUCCUAUUGGAAAGGAACGGUCAUUAAAAAAUAGAAAAGUAAAAGAUGCCCAACAGGUGGAGCCAGAAGGACAGGAGAAACCAAGCCCUGCUGCAGUCAGAAGUGUAGACCCUGGGACAGCAAAGGAAACCAAAGCAGCUUCAGAGAUGUCUACUGAAAUAGGAACGAUGAUCUCAGUGGCAUCCACAGAAUAUGCCACUAAUGUGAAGGAGUCUGUAACAGACUACACUACACCUUCUUCUUCUCUGCCUAACACUGUGGCUACUAAUAAUGCAAAGAUGGAGGAUACUUUGGUUAAUAAUGUGCCCCUGCCCAACACCCUUCCCCUCCCUAAGAGGGAGACUAUACAACAGAGCUCCAGCCUAACUUCAGUUCCUCCCACUACUUUCAGCCUCACCUUCAAGAUGGAGUCUGCAAGGAAGGCUUGGGAGAAUUCUCCAAAUGUGCGUGAAAAGGGAUCUCCAGUAACUUCCACAGCCCCUCCAAUUGUAAGUGGUGUCAGCAGUAGUGCCAGUGGCCCAAGCAGUGCAAAUUACAACUCCUUCUCCAGUGCGUCCAUGCCUCAGAUCCCUGUUGCCUCGGUCACCCCUACAACGUCACUGUCAGGAGCUGGUACAUACACUACCUCUUCUCUGAGUACAAAAUCUACAACCACAUCAGACCCUCCUAAUAUUUGUAAAGUAAAGCCCCAACAAUUACAGACAAGCAGCCUGCCUUCCGCAAGUCAUUUUUCACAGUUAAGCUGUAUGCCUUCCCUCAUUGCCCAGCAGCAACAGAGUCCACAGGUCUAUGUGUCUCAGUCCGCAGCAGCUCAAAUCCCAGCUUUCUAUAUGGACACCAGUCAUUUAUUCAAUACCCAGCAUGCACGAUUGGCUCCACCGUCAUUGGCUCAGCAGCAAGGCUUCCAACCAGGUCUUUCUCAGCCCACUUCGGUUCAGCAGAUCCCGAUUCCUAUUUACGCACCACUGCAGGGGCAGCACCAAGCCCAGUUGAGUUUGGGUGCUGGACCCGCUGUUUCCCAGGCCCAGGAGUUAUUCAGUUCUUCCCUUCAACCGUAUAGAUCUCAGCCGGCCUUUAUGCAGAGUAGCCUGUCCCAGCCAUCUGUGGUCCUUUCUGGUACUGCCAUCCACAACUUCCCAGCUGUCCAGCACCAGGAACUUGCCAAGGCACAGUCGAGUCUUGCCUUUCAACAAACUUCCAGUACUCAGCCUAUUCCUAUACUGUAUGAACAUCAGCUGGGUCAGGCAUCAGGACUGGGAGGCUCCCAGCUGAUCGAAUCACAUCUUCUCCAGGCUAGAGCAAAUCUUACCCAGGCUUCAAACCUUUAUUCUGGACAAGUACAACAGCCUGGUCAGACAAAUUUUUAUAACACUGCCCAGUCACCGAGUACUCUCCAGCAGGUAAACUAUGGCAUGGUUACAGUACCUUUACCAGCAUCCCAGCUUUCCUUGCCUAACUUUGGAUCCACGGGACAGCCUUUAAUUGCUCUGCCUCAGACUCUUCAGCCUCCAUUACAGCACACCGCCCCCCAAGCACAGGCCCAGAGCCUGAGUCGCCCUGCGCAAGUCAGCCAGCCUUUCAGGGGGUUAAUCCCCGCUGGAACCCAGCACAGCAUGAUCCCAACCACGGGGAAAAUGUCUGAAAUGGAACUAAAAGCCUUUGGAAGCGGCAUUGAUAUAAAACCAGGCACACCUCCAAUCAGCGGAAGAAGCACCACACCCACCUCUAGUCCCUUCCGGGCCACUUCCACAAGUCCGAACAGCCAGUCCAGCAAAAUGAGCAGCAUUGUCUAUCAGAAGCAGUUCCCGUCAGCCCCUGCCACUGUGAGAAUGACACAGCCUUUUCCUACACAGUUUGCACCCCAGAUUCUCUCUCAGCCUAACCUGGUCCCUCCAUUGGUAAGAGCCCCACAUACUAACACCUUCCCAGCGCCCGUUCAGAGGCCGCCAAUGGCACUGGCCAGUCAGAUGCCUCCUCCGCUGACCACAGGCCUCAUGAGCCAUGCUCGUUUGCCACAUGUAGCCAGGGGUCCUUGUGGAUCACUGUCUGGAGUCAGAGGCAAUCAGGCCCAGGCUGCGCUGAAGGCUGAACAAGACAUGAAGGCAAAGCAGAGAGCAGAGGUUCUUCAGUCCACGCAGCGCUUCUUCUCCGAACAACAACAGAGCAAACAGAUAGGUGGCAAGGCCCCGAAGGUGGACGGCGACUCAAGCAAACCUCCUGAAGCACUGACUGACGCUCCUGGUGUCUGUCAGGAAAAAGUAGAAGAAAAGCCUCCUCCUGCACCCACCAUGGCCACCAAACCUGUUCGGACUGGACCCAUCAAACCUCAGGCCAUCAAAACCGAAGAAACAAAAUCUUAAAAGGCUGUGGUUUAUUGCAGGGGCCUGGGGAGGGGAGAGGGGAAGAAGGAAGGAUGCAGACAGCUCAUGCCAGCAGCCAAAGGGGUAAAAUGGUCCGUGACACUAUCCUGUCCCGAGCUCAGAGGUGCAGCACGGGGGACACAGGAGCCAUUCACACUGACACAGGCUGCACCCGUACAACGAGGCUUUGCCAACUCACACCCACUACACAACACACCCCCUGUUGAUGGCCAUGCAUCUCAGUCUGGAUUUACAUACAAACACGUGCACACGUUCUUGGAGUGUGUACCAUUUAGAACUCAGUCCUUAUGGUUAGAAUGAGACACAAGAAAUCAAGAAAGUAACACGGCAGAGGAGUAGCCCAGCCUGAACAGCACAUGGUCCUGGCUGGUAACACAGCAGUGACUCUCCCUUCCGGCCUGUGGAUGUGGUGGUGGCAUUGGUGGGCGCGGUGGUGAGCAGCUGACAGGAACUCAGGCUGCCCAGAGGAGCCUACGUCUGCCCCAGGCAACCUGCUGCUUUUAUAACAUGGUAAUGGAGUUGAACACAAAGUAUAGUAAUCGAUAUCCCUUCUUCCUGGAUGAGCGAGCGAUGGUGGUGAAAUAGCGGUGUCAGCACCCUGAACACGCCCAGGUGGGCAGUGCCCGGCUGCUGCUGCCUUUUGGAAUGAUGCUGUGCUUUGGUUGUGGCCCAAGCUGUGACGUGUUGCUGGGCUUCGCUUCUGUGGAGCGCUGAUCACUCACAGCGGGUUUGGUGAUACUGGUUGGGGCGAGUCUUGCCUGCCUCCACUUGGUCGUCUUUAUAUGAAUCCAAUGAGGUGUGUGGGGGGGUUAUUGUUUUUGUUUGUUGGUUUUGGUCUUUCUGAAACGGUUUUGAGGUGAUAUCCAUGAAGAGCAGUCAGUACCUAGAACUGUGCCACUAAUGAGAGGAAAGCCUGUCUGAGAAGGUGCGUUUCUUCCCAGAGCCGUCGUCCCACCCGGGGCCUCUGCUGGGAAAACAGAAUCAAGUCUCAAACAAUGCCUUUUUAAUUGUAUCUCUAGUAUUAUAGACGUAGGGCAGUACUGUACCAUACCUCUGUGAAUGUAAAGUACCUUGUACCUGCUUUAUGAUACGUAGUAGUGACCGUGCUUUAUCAGAGCUGUUUUUAAUGACGUUAUUCUAGAGUGUUUUCUUUCCAGAUGAUGAUGGAGAAGCUUAAAAAAAAAAAAUGGUGCCAGGUACCACAACAGUAACAGAACUUUGCUGUUUUCUGGAGAUUUGUUUUUUACUUUUUUUUUUUUUUUUUAUUGGAGUGUGCUGGAUGUCUAUAAUUUUGUUCAGAUGACUGCAGAACCUGGAAAGGCUGUUGCUGCUAUUGAUGCAUAACAUACUGCUAUUGGUCUUUUUAUAUAAAUAAAUAUAUAUAUAUACAUAUAUAUAUAAUUUGAAUUUUUGGAAACUUUAGCUGUGCUGUCAACUUUGGAAAAACUAUCCCAGUUGUACUGUGUUGGGUUGGCAUUGUACAGAAAUUAACAGCCAUAUUGGUCUAGAAACGUUCAACAUAAUUUUUUCCAUUUGUACAGGGGUAACGCACUGUAUUAAAUAUGUAAGGUCUUAAUCUACAUGGGUUUGAUUACAGAAACUAAUAAAGUAUUCUCUAAAUAAUGAGUCUUGGA